GCUCUGCCUUAGCCGCCCAGUGUCCUGGCGCCGAGCCGCGGGCCUCCCCGCCCCCACUCGGCCCUCGGGUCCCUCCGGUCCCCGCCGGCGACGGUCUCCGCGGCAGCGGCGACGCGGGGCCUGCGGUGCAGCAUGGCCCUGCCGGUGGCCUGCCCGCGGCAGCCGCGCGGCGCGGUACAAAGAACGCGGCCCGCGCCCGCCGUGCCUUUAAAGGCGGCAGCCUGAGACUUAAGGUGUCCCCUGAGUGGCAUCCUCCGCGCCCGGCCCCAUGGAGGGCGCGGGGUCCCGGCGCGCACGCCGCGGCGCCCGGGCCUGUGAGCACGCGCGGGGCCUGGGGGCUGGCGGGGAGGUGGAUCACAAGUAGAAAGCCCAGUGGAUCUAGAGAGAGGGAGGGGAGGGGCUGAGCUGUGGAGAGUGCGGCCCCAGAACCAUGUCUACUCGAGAGUCCUUUAACCCGGAGACUUAUGAAUUGGACAAGAGCUUCCGGCUAACCAGGUUUACUGAACUGAAAGGCACAGGCUGCAAAGUGCCCCAAGAUGUCCUACAGAAACUGCUGGAAUCUUUACAAGAGAACCACUUCCAAGAAGAUGAGCAGUUUCUGGGAGCUGUUAUGCCACGACUUGGCAUUGGGAUGGAUACUUGCGUCAUUCCUUUGAGGCAUGGUGGUCUUUCCUUGGUUCAGACCACAGAUUACAUUUAUCCUAUCGUCGACGACCCGUAUAUGAUGGGCAGGAUAGCAUGUGCCAAUGUCCUCAGUGACCUUUAUGCAAUGGGUGUCACGGAGUGUGACAAUAUGCUGAUGCUCCUUGGAGUCAGUAAUAAAAUGACUGACCGGGAGAGGGAUAAAGUGAUACCGCUAAUUAUACAGGGUUUUAAAGAUGCGGCAGAGGAAGCGGGAACCUCUGUAACAGGCGGCCAAACGGUAUUAAACCCCUGGAUUGUUCUGGGAGGAGUCGCCACAACGGUCUGCCAGCCCAAUGAAUUUAUCAUGCCAGAUAAUGCAGUACCUGGGGAUGUGCUGGUAUUGACAAAGCCCCUGGGGACACAGGUUGCAGUUGCUGUGCACCAGUGGCUGGAUAUUCCCGAAAAAUGGAAUAAAAUUAAGCUAGUGGUCACCCAAGAAGACGUAGAGUUGGCAUACCAAGAGGCAAUGAUGAACAUGGCCCGGCUCAACAGGACAGCUGCAGGCCUCAUGCACACGUUCAAUGCUCAUGCAGCCACUGACAUCACCGGCUUCGGGAUUCUGGGCCACGCGCAGAACCUGGCCAAGCAACAGAGGAACGAAGUGUCCUUCGUGAUUCACAACCUUCCUGUGCUGGCGAAGAUGGCCGCUGUGAGCAAAGCCUGCGGAAACAUGUUCGGCCUAAUGCAUGGGACCUGCCCAGAGACGUCAGGAGGCCUGCUAAUCUGUCUACCCCGUGAGCAAGCAGCUCGGUUCUGUGCAGAGAUCAAGUCCCCCAAAUACGGCGAAGGGCACCAAGCAUGGAUUAUUGGGAUAGUGGAGAAGGGCAACCGCACAGCCAGGAUCAUCGACAAGCCUCGGAUUAUUGAAGUCGCACCUCAAGUAGCCACACAAAACGUGAACCCCACACCUGGUGCCACCUCCUAAUCCAGACAGAGCUAUUUGAUUUUGUUUUUAAAUAGAUCUAUUUCCUUUAUCAUCACUUCAAUUAAAGACUCUAAGAACAACAAAAUCUCAUUGUGUCUACACAUCUGGUGACCCUAGGUCGGUUUAUGAGUGGAUGCAAUUAAUAAAAUGAAAUCCAUGGCCGCCUUUUCCUGUUACAUUAACUGAAGAUGCACCCGACCUCCAGGCAGCUUCUGAGUUGAGAGUGAUCCUGUUAUCCAAUCCUGUUGAUUCAUUUUGAAUCUUUAGCUGUGUGUCUCUUGCCGCAUAGGCGCUCUCUAAAGGUGCUUUUCUGCCACUCGGGCAUUGCUGAGAGGAGUGCCACUAGCCUUCUGUGUCUUCUCAUUUCUGCCUCUCAUCUCAGUCUGAUCUGUUGUCAAGUGUCUCAGUUGACAUUCUAGAAAGACAGAAUGGUAAGUGACAUGAUGGUCUCCCCGUAGUCAGAGGGUUGCAUGGCUCCUUCGAGUGUUUGAUUUGUAAAGUUGAGUCGAAUAACUCGAGGGACUUCUUAUCCAGUAGCUCUCUCAGUUCAGUAUGGCAGGUGCUUUGCUUGGCAUGGAAUGCACUUGGAAUACAAAAAAGGAAUGUUCUUUUAGAACAAACAAAGCUUUCCUGAGACUUGCAGUAAUACCAUUAAUGGUUUUUACUAAUAGGGAAAAGGAUACUUUUUGCAGUGUUCUUUAGAUGUUCUAUAGUGCGACGAGGAACUGCCUUCCGAUGCGGGGGUUCAUGUAUAAUACUCAUUUAUAAUUCAAUAUAUAAUUUACUUCGCAAAUAAUUUUUAAAUAUAAUCAAUACUAAGGACUGUUGUGUGGAUGGUAGUGUUGAAUACAUUUUAUAUUUUGUAUUGUGAUUCCAGGCCUCUUGUUUAAAAUCAGCAGCUCUUUAGCCCAAGUCUUAGCACAUCUUGUCUUGGCACAUCUUGUCUUUGUGCACGAAUUCUGUGAUUUGUGUUAAAAACCUGCAUUGUCAACAUUGCAGCUCCAACAUAAAAGUUGUUAUUCAAAUAAAUAUUUAAUUUUUUUAAUUGCUCUUGUAUAAUCAGAUGCCCUUUUUAGUAUUAUUUUAGAAGCAUUUGGGAGGAUUUUGCCUAAAAUACAAUUUAUUGGGGGAGACUAGAUUUUAGUUUUAUAAACUUUUAAGUCUUUCAUGGGACCUAUAUUUUCUUGAAUUAAAUUUUGUAGUUCUAGAACAAAUAGGCAAUCUACAAAGGUGUUAUCUGUGUUUCUUAAAACCAGGCUUCCUUAUCUUCCUUAUCUGUUAAGCAGCUGGGGGAUUCCCGUCUUUAAGCACAAGGGCACUGGGUCCUCAAACGCCUGACUUCAAAAGAGAAAAAGCACCAAGUCUUCAGGUUUCACAGGGCUUCCUACUAACAGGACAGGCCCCAAAGCUGAGCUCUGCAAACUCACCCAACCUCACUCCUCAACACGGAACACCAGAAAACCGCCACUGGACCAGCGGAACUGCGGAAGGAAGAGGCUGCCACGUGCUUGUGUCCCCAGAAUCUCCUGUAAAUGCACCUCUUACUGGAACUGAAGCCACCAGAGUCUGGCCCCAGCAGAGGAAGCUGUCACAGAAGGACACUAAUUGGACACUAUAUAGGAAUCUAUAAGAUGUUGGUCCUUGAAAGUAUGCACCAGUGGUCUGCAAAAUAAAACAUGUUGGAACCCUCUGAGUGCAGAAACUAUACUGUUGGACUUGCUUCUAUUUUGUUUUGUUUUGUUUUUUAAAUAGUAGGUGAAAUUGGAGCUAACUCUGUAUGUUCUGUUCCCCAAAGCCACUACUUUUCUUGGAGGCAAGCCUGUUGGGAGGAAGUUAGAUGGUUAAUGUUCUGAGCAAAUUAAAGAUUCAUAUAAGGAGAAAAUGCCAGGGGCUUAAGAGAUCCAUGGAUUCGUGAUCUAGGAAAAGCCUUGUCUUGACUAGUGUUUUCAGGGUGCUCGGUAACCGAUGCAUUAGAAUCCCCUGGGUGUUUGUGGAGGAGGCCUUUCUGCACUUUCCUGAGACCCAGAGUCAGUUCUGGCUGUGGAACCAGGUAGUCCAUCUCUCCAAUGUACCCUGUAGGGCUCUGCAUAACAACCCUUGAGAACCACUAAUCUUAAAAGGAAUGUUGGGAGAGGUAAAAAGUGGGGCUGCCGGGGGUCACUCUAGUCUUAGCCAUUCCUCUUUAUUUUCAGUGGCUCUAUGUGUGUGUGUAAAGUUCCUUGACUCAAGUGACUGUCAUUGUUUAAUAAGUUUGGCAAAGUCUACAUGGGACUCUUAAUGUGUCCAGCAGUCACGCCUUGCCGACUUCUGGUACCAGUCUAAAAUUCCACCCUGGAGAAAUUCCACCCUAGUGUCAGAUCCUCUCAUAAUUAAAGUUUAGCAGGUUAUUUCCACAGGCUGGGUUGAAGCAACAACAUUCUUGUUCUUUUUUUGGCUCAGUAUUUUGAAAUAUCUAAGUCUUCCAAAUUCUGCAUGAGUUGUAAUGAAUAAGUGGAAGUUUCUGAUUGUUCUGAUGCAUGAGCGAGCGGCCCUUGCAUCUGAGUUCAGCAUUGCCUUUAAAUUGUUCUGUUUUGAGCUGUGUAAGAUGGCUCAGCGGGUACAGCGGCUUGUCUCAUAAGGCUGAGCUCCAUCUGUCUGCAGAACCCAUGUGCAAAGAACAGUGACCUGCACGUACAUCGUGUGCUAUGUACUCAUGCACCUAGCAAUAAAUACAUUAAUAUUUCAUUGUCAGAGUUCUAGAUCUUCAUUUUAUUCUGUAGAAACAGAAAUAAUAGCUAUACUAGUUUAUUUUUACAGAUGCUUAGCACAGGCAGGUGUUUGAGAGAUCUGAUGGUGCGCAUGCACACACACAAACCCUGCUUGAACGCUCGUUUUCAUAUCUGACCAGGUGCUCACACAACAUACUCUGCUUCCAACACUCGAGUAUCCCAUUCUCAUUAAGAAUCCACAUAAGGAUUGCAGUCAUGAAACAUCAGAGGCCACAGUGAAAAUCCAAAGUCCUUUUGAAUGAGGAGUGGGUGGAUUAGACCAGGCCUGAGUCAACUAACAGGCAGCAUCUCUAGGCAUCCAGACAUGGUCAAGAACCCCUGGAAGCCAAACUUGCUGUACAAGGGUGCGCUUGUGGUUUGUCUGGUGAGUGAGUAUUGGGUGCAUAGGUCUUAACAUUCUCUGCAGUUUCCUAUUAUGAUAGACCUCACAUAUCAACACUGCUGGCAUUGAUGGUCCUUGCUAGGUCGUGCUGCCUUUUAAGAGGUUAAUGCCCAGGACAACAGCAUGUAACAAAGUCCAGCGACUGUGGAGCUGGGUCUAGUGACACAGGGCUGUAAUCCCACAUACUCAGGAGGCCGAAGCAAGAGGACCUCGUUCAAAGUCUGCCUGGGCAACCUAAUAAGGCCCUGCUUUGCUCUCCUCCAGCACAAAGGAUCCUAAAAAGUUCGAAAGUAUAGCUUAGUGGUAGAGUAUUUGCCUAGCAUUCACAAGGCCCUGGGUUUAGUCCUCAGUAGCAGCAAAAACCAAACUUGAUGAAAACAAGAUUAAACGUCACUAGUUUACUGUAAUUACAGUGUGAUUGUGGGACAAGGCUGAUGCAGCCACCAUUGUAUUUCAGGAAUAAAAACAUGUACGUGGAAAUAUAUAGAAUGUAAUGUUUAUCACCCAAGCAUAUUUUGCACACUUUUAAAGCAAAAUUAUAUAAAAUUUAAUGUCUAGGAUAUAUUCCUGGGUUUGGGUCCACUUUGAGAAAUAAAACUAUAAUAGUUUAAA
This is a messenger RNA of Mus musculus (house mouse), 5371 nucleotides long. It is a transcript of the gene Sephs1, whose product is annotated as selenophosphate synthetase 1. NCBI's taxonomy places the organism in Eukaryota, Metazoa, Chordata, Mammalia, Rodentia, Muridae. Gene Ontology annotation, cellular component: nucleus; chromosome; cytoplasm. Gene Ontology annotation, molecular function: selenide, water dikinase activity; ATP binding; identical protein binding. Bases 431 to 1609 code for a protein of 392 amino acids. The record is from RefSeq and is marked validated. Gene Ontology annotation, biological process: cell redox homeostasis; L-selenocysteine biosynthetic process. The transcript has 9 exons.